Arachis duranensis is the source of this 2632-nucleotide messenger RNA. RefSeq names its product sulfite exporter TauE/SafE family protein 3-like. Bases 1258 to 2592 code for a protein of 444 amino acids. Gene Ontology annotation, cellular component: membrane; Cul4A-RING E3 ubiquitin ligase complex. NCBI's taxonomy places the organism in Eukaryota, Viridiplantae, Streptophyta, Magnoliopsida, Fabales, Fabaceae. Gene Ontology annotation, biological process: protein ubiquitination. The record is from RefSeq and is a predicted model, not a curated record. The transcript is spliced from 12 exons.
UAUACUAUAGUAUUUACUAUUUAGUAUUUACUCAAUUCCUAUUUGCCUGCGAAAGCGCGGUUAUAGCGUUAAGGGAAGGGAGCGCGCUAUUGCGUUGCGAGCUGCGGUGCGCUCUUUAGUUCGGAAGUACUGCAAAGGUGCCUCUCCCACGAAAUGUAGCUCAUGCAGUUAUGCGGAACCUAUUACUCCUCAACCACCAACUAGCAGCUCUUGAUAGAGAAGCUCUGUAAGGGCUAUUUUUUUUUAUCCCUAAUUUCAUUAAAAUACUUCGAUUACCCUUCCUUUUUAAACCCUAAAACUAACCGCUAAGUGCAAGGCUCGAAAGGUUCAAAGCCUACGUGAUGGAGAAGAAAAUAAAACUUAUUGGCGACAUCAUUGAAGCACCAAAUAUUGAGAAGAUGAUCUUUCUUGAGAUGAUUCCUCCUAGCAAUGUCGCACCAAGAAGAACUCGCUAGAUUAUAUGUUGAUGCAGAGGUCAUAUUCCACUUCUUCAGAACCUGAUCAUGGCACACUUCAACGGUUCUAUCAGCCCUACUUUCAUCCCAAUCAGCCGCCCCUUUCCAUCCCGAGCCUCAAGAAUCCUCAUAAUCUCUGCGUCUUUGUGUGCCAAGAACUUGCACUCCUCGUUUAUCUGCUUCUCCGGCAUCGCUAACCGACUGUUAUUAGGCUCCAAGUCUGUCUUUGUUAACUUUCUCUGCAUCACAAAAGUUACAUCAAAUCCUUUCAGUGAAGCUAUAAUCGCCUUGAAAUUUUCCGGAAGCUCUGGAAUAUCAGUCUUUGUUGUUGAUGUAGAUGCCAAUGUGGAUCCUGUUGAAGGCGAUGUAGAUGCCAAUGUAGAUGCCAAUGUGGAUCCUGUUGAAGGCGAUGUAGAUGCCAAUAUGGAUCCUGUUGAAGGCGAUGAUGCAGUAUUCUUCUCAUUCAGCGUUCUCUUGCCUUGAUUCUCUUUCAUGCGUGCCUUUCCAAGAGAGUGGUGCUGCUUCAAGGCUUUGGAUAACCUCUCCAGUACCGCAUAGUCCUCUUUGCAGUAGACACUCUUAUUUGCCUUCAUUGCUGCCAGGUUUACUUUGCAAUACUCCGGAUCCUGCAGGGACACUACGACAUCAAUUAUUGUAAGGCGAAAAGGAUUCGGAGCCAUAGUUUCUAUUGUUUUCAAAUCCAACUUCAACAACUCCUUCAAAUUUUUCUUGCUUCUCAUCUUGGCAACCAUGAUGACACUAGAAACACUUUCCAAAAACAGUUUCGGGAGAUAGAAUUUUCAUGAGGCUGGAAGGGUCAAGAUUCAAUGAUACAAAGGAUUAUGGUUAUGAACAGAAUUUAGUUACCAAUAUUGUAGAGUUCUUAUGGCAACCGGGAGAAUCAGGUUAUCAACAUGUCUGGCCGGAUAUGAAACUUGGGUGGCAAAUAGUUGUGGGCACAAUAAUAGGUUUCUGUGGAGCAGCAUUUGGAAGUGUAGGAGGUGUUGGUGGUGGUGGCAUAUACGUUCCUAUGCUUACUCUCAUUAUUGGGUUUGAUCAGAAAUCAUCUACAGCUAUCUCAAAAUGUAUGAUAAUGGGUGCAGCAUUGUCAAGUGUUCACUAUAACCUUAAACUGAGGCAUCCUACAAUGAAUGCUCCUAUGAUUGACUAUGAUUUGGCACUUCUCAUUCAACCAAUGCUCAUGCUUGGCAUAAGCAUUGGAGUGAUUUUUAAUGUUAUAUUUCCUGAAUGGAUAGUCACCAUUUUGCUUCUUGUUCUUUUCUUAGGAACAUCAACAAAAGCAUUCCUUAAAGGUGUUGAAACAUGGAAAAAGGAAACAAUAAUGAAAAAGGAAGCUAUGAGGAGACUAGAGUCAAACGGCGCUGCGUCUGAAGUAGAAUACAGACCAAUUCCUACUGGCCCUGAUGCCAUUAAACACAUCGAGAAGCAUGAGGUGACUCUUAUUGAAAACGUAUGUUGGAAUGAAUUUGGACUUCUUGUUCUAGUUUGGAUUUUAUUCCUUGCAAUACAAAUAACCAAGAACUACUAUACAACCACUUGUUCAACAUCAUAUUGGAUAUUGGAAGGGUUACAGAUUCCAGUUGCAUUAGGGGCGGGUAUAUAUGAGGCGGUUUCAUUGUAUAAGGGAAGGAGAACACUUUCAUCGAUAGGAGAAAGAGGAACAAAUUUGAGUGUGUUUCAACUAAUCAUAUAUUGUUUCUUUGGAGUGGUUGCUGGAGUGGUUGGUGGCUUGCUGGGUCUUGGUGGAGGAUUCAUAAUGGGACCUCUCUUUCUUGAGUUGGGGGUCCCACCUCAGGUUUCAAGUGCCACUGCCACGUUUGCCAUGACCUUUUCCUCUUCUAUGUCUGUCGUACAGUACUACCUCUUGAAACGGUUUCCGGUUCCUUAUGCUUUAUACUUCACUUUGGUUGCUACAAUUGCAGCCGUUGUAGGACAACAUAUUGUGAGAAGGCUUAUUGACAUAUUUGGAAGAGCCUCUCUCAUAAUCUUUAUAUUAGCAUCUACAAUAUUUAUUAGUGCAGUUACACUAGGUGGAGUCGGCAUCUUAACUAUGAUUGAAAAGUUCAAAAGUCAUGAAUAUAUGGGAUUUGAUAAUCUCUGCAAGUAUGGUAUAUAAUUUUCAAUGGAAGAAGAUUAUUUUCUGAUACGUACUUACA